This is a messenger RNA of Ilex paraguariensis (yerba mate), 357 nucleotides long. The record is from the annotation of a GenBank genome assembly. Lineage: Eukaryota; Viridiplantae; Streptophyta; Magnoliopsida; Aquifoliales; Aquifoliaceae.
AUGGCAACUUCAACGCCCAUUUCAUCGUCUUUCUUCUCCUCACAAGCUCCAACAAUUUAUCGUCAGAAUCAGCAACUCCCAUUUUUCCCUAAUCAUCAUCCAAGAAACCGAACCUCCCAAAAACCCUACUCUUUCAAGGUUCAAGCCGCCAAGCUUCCUACUGGAGUGGAAUUGCCAAAAGUAGAGCCGAAAUUCAAGGCCCCUUUUCUUGGGUUCACAAGAACUGCUGAAGUAUGGAACUCUAGAGCUUGUAUGAUUGGUCUCGUUGGAACUUUCAUUGUGGAACUGAUUUUAAAAAAGGGAAUACUACAAAUUAUUGGGGUGGAUAUCGGAAAAGGCCUUGAUCUUCCUCUAUGA